CCACAGACCGGUAGCAACAUGUUCAAUGUGCUGAAGUCGGCGGCCCCACUUGGCCAGCAUUUAAAGGGCCUCGUAACGGUGCGAAACUAUGGCAAACCGAACAAAAAGUACCUGUACAAGGAUGGCAUACUGAAGGACCAGAUCUACUACUAUCCACGUGAUAAUAAUCGAGAAAUCCUUCAACUCGACGGCGAGCCAUCAAAACUGUUCAGCGUGAGGCGGUUAAAACCGAUCAAGGGCCUACCCUACUGGGAGAAGCGGAUAUUACGAGGAUUGGGACUGUAUGAGAAAAACGGUGUGGCGGUUGUGAAGAACAUCCCGGAAAACAACGCACGCCUAUGGAAGGUGAAGCACCUGGUCGAGGUUCUUCCGAUCACGUACAAGUACGGGGAACCGACGGAGAACGAUAUCGAUGCCACGUUCCUUAAGGAGAAUGGUGAAUGUGUGGUCGUGCGGAAGUUGGAAGAGAUCGAUGCGAGCGUGGACAAGCUGAAGGCAGCCGAAGCGGUUCGCCACGCCAAACUUCGCAUGGACGGCGAAACGUUACGGAAGGACUCCCGGCUAAGGUGGCUCAAUCCGUGGUAGUGCCGCGCUGGGUGUGUCUAGCAGAUUGUAAUUAAGGAGUAAAUGAAAGAGAUCACAUUACACCCGAAAUGCUUUUUUGGGAUAUCGUGUGGAAAAGAAAAUCGAUCCAGAAAGACUACAGAUUUACAUUUAAAUAGUUCCACUGUUUAUUUUACUUAGCUGUUGCUUUCGGGCGCACAUUAUUGUUCCUGCGUUGGGAAAGGAAGGGUGGCCCGGCCGGGCGUGGAUAAUACACAUUUCGUCCGUACCGCUCUCCCGGUCUGCCAGUCGCCCUUCUGCCGGUCCCAAAACGCGCGGUUUAGUAAAUAUAGGUAGUAUACACGUUAGUAACAUUGAUAUAGAGUGUUCUGUUUCCGCUCCCGC
Molecule: messenger RNA, 948 nt
Organism: Anopheles cruzii
Lineage: Eukaryota; Metazoa; Arthropoda; Insecta; Diptera; Culicidae
Gene: mRpL30
Product: 39S ribosomal protein L30, mitochondrial
Exons: 3
Coding region: 19-585 (188 amino acids)
Biological process (GO): translation
Cellular component (GO): mitochondrion; large ribosomal subunit
Molecular function (GO): structural constituent of ribosome
Source: RefSeq, a predicted model, not a curated record